Zeugodacus cucurbitae (melon fly) is the source of this 1168-nucleotide messenger RNA. It is a transcript of the gene lsn, whose product is annotated as vacuolar-sorting protein SNF8. The transcript is spliced from 4 exons. The record is from RefSeq and is a predicted model, not a curated record. Lineage: Eukaryota; Metazoa; Arthropoda; Insecta; Diptera; Tephritidae. Bases 144 to 905 code for a protein of 253 amino acids. Gene Ontology annotation, cellular component: ESCRT II complex. Gene Ontology annotation, biological process: protein transport to vacuole involved in ubiquitin-dependent protein catabolic process via the multivesicular body sorting pathway.
UUUGAUCUAGUGGCAACUUUAGAAUAGUGAAACAGCUGUUUCCUGAAAUUGUCUACCGUACUGAACAAACUUAAUCCAGUUUAUUUGUAAAUAUAUUUAGUACAGAAAUUAAAUUAAUAAUAUUCAUAGUUUAACAAUUUGAAAUGCGUCGACGAGCUGGGCUAGGAGCUAUCCAACAACAGCAAUUGGCUGCUGAGAAAUAUAAAGACAAAGGUACUGACAUACAGGAAUCACAAUUCGAACAAAUGUCCAAACAAAUGGAAGUUUUUCGUUUAAAACUGGAAGAAUUUGCUGUAAAACACAAGACAGACAUUCGAAAGAACUCCCAGUUUCGUAAACAAUUCCAGGAAAUGUGCGCUGCAAUUGGUGUAGAUCCUCUAGCUACUGGUAAAGGUUUUUGGAGUGUACUUGGAAUGGGCGACUUUUAUUACGAAUUAAGCGUACAGGUCGUGGAGGUGUGUUUGGCAGCAAAUCAUAAAACCGGUGGAUUGAUGGAAUUAAAUGAAUUGCGUAAGCGUCUUAUAGCUGCUCGAGGACAGAGUGCAGUACAUCAAGAGAUCACGAACGAAGACAUUUUGAUGGCUGCGAAAAAAUUAAGUAUAUUUGGAAACGGAUUUGUUGUAUAUAAAGUGGGCAAGGGGAAAUACAUGGUGCAAUCAAUACCAGGAGAACUGAGUUUGGAUGAAACUAAAAUACUGACAGCUGCUUCCAAUACAGAAAAGGGCUAUGUAACACUGAAAAUGCUUACGGAACAACUGGGAUGGAGCGAAUUCCGUGCCAAGCAAUCGUUGGAUAAAGCAGUAAGUGAAGGUUUAUGUUGGGUAGACGAGCAAGAUGAGGAAAAUAACUGGUUGAGUUACUGGUUUCCAAGUUUAUUUCCCGGACGUUAUGCACAGCCUAUUUAAUUAUUUAUAUAUUUUAUUGAUUAUAAAUGUAUGUAUAUAUCAUGCCCUCUAAAUGUAGGUAAUCUCGUAUAUUUUGCACAUUAAAGAAUAUGGUUGUAUGUAUGUAUAUAGAAUUAUAAAAUAUAUACAGUUCGCGUACAGUUCACAGAUAAAUUUGUGAUGCUAACAGUAUUGUCAUUUAAUAUAAAAGAGAAUACAUACAAUUAUAAAUAAAUUUGUAUAGGUUUUAUUCAGUACUUGCAAUAAAUAUUAUUUAAGCGUCA